AUGAAAAUUGCUAGUGAAGCCGAUCCUGUACUGGUGUCUUGGGCAUCCACCCAGUCUGGGGAUUUUAAGAUUGACAACUUCUCUAUCACUUUCCAAUCAGAGUGCUUCAAGACACCAAUUAGAUUAAAUUUUGGCCCCACGCCGCAUUACCAUAAGGGUACCUAUCCCGACCAUAUAGAUAUCUUCCAUCUGAUACGUGAAAUGCCAGCUUCGGACAAGACUGCACUUCAGUGUGUCAAGGAAGUAGAUGAAGAAAGAAUUCGCUUAGAAGCAUUGGCAGAAGAAUUGGCAUCAAGUGAAGAUGAUGAGACUCAGGAACAACUCAUGGAUAUAUAUGAUCGCUUGGAAGACUUAGGUGCUGACACAGCAGAGGCCAAAGCGGCAUUUAUUCUUCAUGGUCUUGGCUUUACACAUGCCAUGAUGGAGAAGAAAUGCAAAGACUUUUCUGGUGGUUGGAGGAUGAGAAUUGCAUUGGCAAGAGCACUCUUUGUCAAACCUCAUCUGCUGCUGCUUGAUGAACCCACCAACCAUUUGGAUUUAGAUGCUUGUGUGUGGCUUGAGGAAGAAUUAGCCAAGUAUAAGCGAAUCUUGGUCAUCAUCUCCCAUUCACAGGUUAUUGUUGGAUUAAGGACUAGUAAAUUAUUGUAUCUAUGAAUUAUUUUAACUUU
Messenger RNA from Cherax quadricarinatus, 668 nucleotides. The record is from RefSeq and is a predicted model, not a curated record. Lineage: Eukaryota; Metazoa; Arthropoda; Malacostraca; Decapoda; Parastacidae.